Molecule: messenger RNA, 5518 nt
Organism: Protopterus annectens (West African lungfish)
Lineage: Eukaryota; Metazoa; Chordata; Ceratodontiformes; Protopteridae
Gene: SEMA4B
Product: semaphorin 4B
Exons: 17
Coding region: 634-3147 (837 amino acids)
Biological process (GO): negative chemotaxis; positive regulation of cell migration; negative regulation of axon extension involved in axon guidance
Molecular function (GO): chemorepellent activity; semaphorin receptor binding
Source: RefSeq, a predicted model, not a curated record
ACUUUGAUUUGGUCUGUGUUUGACAUGAAUUGAUUAUAUACAGAACCUUUACUCAAGGAAGACAAAAGGCUGUCUGGCUGGAAAUCUGUUAUCAGCAUUCAAUGAAGGCAUGUAAGCUCAGCAGUAUAUCAAUGGGUUUACCUGAAAUAAAAUACAGUUUAUAUGAGCAGUAUUGACGCAUGUCCACAAGGCGUAUUCAAAAGACAGGCCUUCCAGUGUGACUGAACAGAUUCCUUUGAAAAUAAUACCUUUGUCCUCAUGCAUACCUGCCAUCACUGCUGUUUAGAAUUUGAAGGGAAGGAGAUGUGACCAAAUCUGGAUUUUACUGAGGUGUGUACAUCUUCAGAGCCCGGGGAACCUGCAACGAUCUAGUCAGACUUGUGCAGACUGGUUUCACUGACAGUUGGAUUAGUGUAAUGUUUUGCAAACGCAUCUUGGAGCUCUUUCAACAGCAGCUGUAGCUCAUGGAUAGAAUUAACUUUUGCCUGACUUCAGGAUUACAAAAGAAGAAAACUUUACACUAACAUGAAGUUAGAACAUUGAGAAACACUGCAGCCUUUUGGAGGAAGAACGUUGACAAACACUACAGUCUUUUGGAGUAAAAAUCAUACAGGCAAGGAAACGUGCUGAGCCAUGGAGUUAAUGAGUUUGAGAUUCCUAUGGUCCUGUACUUUUUAUGCUACCUGGCUUAUGCAGGGAGCUAUAACAGCAAAGGGUGAUGUCAUUCCACGUCUCACCUUUCAGCACAAUGACCCAGAAAGAGCAGUCUGGCUGUUUUCUGACCAACAUGCAAAGAACUAUACAAGCCUGCUUCUGAGCGCAGAUGGGGAGACAUUAUAUGUUGGAGCUCGGGAAACCCUUUUUGCCCUAAAUGUUUCUACCAUCUGGAACAGUGCACCUUACCACACAUUACAGUGGGUUACUGCAGAGUCAAAGAAAAAGGAAUGUGUCAUAAAAGGCAAAAGUGAACAGACUGAUUGCUACAAUUACAUCAAGAUUGUCCUUCAGCUGAACAGCACCCACCUGUAUAUGUGCGGAACAUACUCCUUCAGUCCUUCCUGCACCUAUGUUAAAAUAGCUGACUUUUCCAUUGUGGAAGGCGCCAGUGAAGAUGGGAAAGGACGCUGCCCUUUUGAUCCACACUACUCAUCAACUGCCAUUAUGGUUGAUGGUGAACUCUACACUGGGACUGUGGGUAAUUUCCUGGGCAAUGAACCUAUUAUAUCACGUAGCCUGAACAACAGGACACCACUGAAAACAGAAAGCUCCCUCAACUGGCUUGAAGAUUCCAAAUUUGUAGGCUCAGCCUACAUUCAAGAGAGCCAUUUACCAGGUAGCCUUGCUGAUGAUGAUGACAAAAUUUACUUCUUCUUCAGUGAGAUAGGGAAGGAAUAUAACUUUUUUGAGAAUAUCAUAGUUUCUCGGAUUGCACGUGUCUGUAAGGGUGACCUGGGAGGGGACCGUGUUCUGCAAAAACGGUGGACCACUUUCCUGAAGGCCCAACUUCUCUGUUCUCUCUCAGAUGAUGGAUUUCCUUUUAAUGUGAUUCAGGACAUGUUUGUUUUGACACCAGGACAUGACAAUUGGAAAGAUGCCAUCUUCUAUGGAGUCUUUACAUCACAGUGGUACAAAGGAGGGUCUAGUAGUUCUGCAGUUUGUGCAUUUACUAUGGACCAGGUAGAGGAAGCCUUCAAUGGGAGCUUUAAGGAGGUGAACAGGGAACUGCAGUACUGGUACACCUACACUGAUCCCUUGCCAGAGCCAAGACCAGGAUCGUGCAUCACCAGGAAAACAAGAGGUAUGGAAAUUAACAGCUCUCUGCAGGUACCAGAUAAGGUGCUUAACUUCAUCAAGGACCAUUUUCUGAUGGACAAAGUUAUCAAGAGCCAACCUCAGCUUUUACAGAAGGACACACACUAUCAGCAGAUCACUGUACACAGGAUGAGAGGCAUUAGCAACACCUAUGAUGUCCUUUUCUUAGGAACAGACAAUGGAAGGUUACAUAAAGCUGUCACCGUGAAAACAAAGAGUGGCUCAGCAGUGCAUAUCAUAGAGGAAGUACUCCUGUUCCCUAAACCUGAACCUGUUCAGAAGCUUUUGCUUAAUAAAGAGAAGGGUUGGUUGUAUGCUUCAUCUACUUCCUGGGUGGCCCAGCUGCCUAUUGCAAACUGCAGUGCAUACCAAAGCUGUGGAGAGUGCAUCUUGUCUCGGGACCCAUACUGUGCCUGGACUGGGAAGCACUGCAGAAAUAUUCUUCAGCACAAACCAGAACUACAUUGGAAACAAGACAUUGAAAAUGCAGACACAAAGGCCCAGUGCCAGCAGAACACAUCAUUACCAGGUGGCAGAAGUUUUAGAUCAUCUGGUUCAGUUCCAUGUGACCAAAUCCUUAUGUCUGGAAUAAAGGAACUGCCAUGUAAGCUAUCUUCAAAUUUGGCUACCAUAAAAUGGUUCCAUAAUAAUGAAGAGGUUAACUCCACAUAUCCAAUCCGUCCAGAUGGCAGUUUGAUGCUUGGAGCUGUCUUUCAUCCACUAGGAAUAUAUGAAUGCUGGUCCAUGGAGGAGGGAUUUGCAAUGCUUUCUGCAAACUACUGUGUGGAAACUCAAGUCCUCAUGGAAGUAACCACCCAGGAGAAAUAUCCAGCUGAAACAACAACAUUGAGUACCAGGAUUUUCAGUGAUAUGUUUUUCGUCAACAGUUCUGUGAACAAUGGCAAAAGUUCGGCACGAGUAGAUGAAACCAGCUACUGGAAAGAAUUUUUGAUUGUAUGCAUUCUCUUUGCUGUAACAGUUGUUGCUUUCACAUUGUUCCUGCUGUGCAGACACCGGGACACUAUGAAGUCAUUCCUGAAGGAAGGGGGGGAUUGUCCUACUGUGCAGCAAAAAAAGCAAAGAAAGGGCAUGAAGCCAAAUGAAAGCCUACCCCUAAAUGGUAAUACAAUACCAAAUGCAGUGUCUGAUCAUAAAGGCUACCAAACAUUAAAUGACAACUACAUUGUAAGCACACCAGUCCAUGAAGUAAACAAAGAUUUCUCAGAAUCAGAAAAGAGGCCACUGAACAUUAAGGACACUCACGUAGAUCUCUCCCCUACUUCUCCACGUCCAAGGGUAAGGUUAGGAUCAGAAAUCAGAGACUCUGUUGUAUGAAAUGCUAGGAAUACUGAGAGUACAUCAUCACAAACACUGACCUUCCUAGGGACCAAUGAAAAAAGAACAAAGCAAUUCAAAAUUUAUGACCUUUCGCCACUGAACUAGGAAGCUAUUAUCUGAGCGAGCUCAGUGCUGAGUUUGGAAAUAAGGCUAGCACUCGUUGCUGAUUGCCUGAGAUCGAAGGUUGCAUCAUUUCAUAAUCCUUCCUCAGUGACAUUGCAUAGACAUGAUUGUUAUCAGUUUUGUAAAAAAAUAAUUUUCAGAUCCUGACUAGCUUUAUGAACUGCAUCAACUAGGAUUUCAUUCUGAUAAAGGCCACCUUCUCAAAAGAAAAAAAAUGACGUGACAUUGUUGCUUGACAUUUCUUUUUUUAUUUGUAAUCCCACAUUGCAGUCACUACUGUGCUUGAAAUGUGAAUUCAUGGAAAGUUUUGAUUACCAGCCAGUACACAGCAUGGAAUCUUUAUCUAACAGCAGUAGUAGCACCAACUUUCAAGUAAGAACUGCUGCCAUAUGAAACUAGGCAAAACACACUCAUUUGAAUGAAUGUGAGGACAGGAGUGUUUUGCCUUUUACUUUGACUGUGCCAGUGGAUAAUUUGGACUUGCAAUACAUGCGUACUGCCUUUACUGCACUUAUUGUAACCUGAUAGACACUGUCUGGCACUCCAGUGUGUCAUUCUCCCUACUGCUUCAACUUUACAGCAUUGUGAGUGCUAACAGAUGUGUUAUCAUCAGGACACCAACUGCUGGGUAUAAAUCACUGAUUCUUGGUUAUCUCUGCAGAGGUAGCUUUAGAUGCUUUGUUCCAUGCAAGACUAGUAGUGCCCCAAGCAGUUGCCAUUUGGCUUGUGAAGCUUAUCUUUCUUUAGCCAAGGAUCAUUUAGGUGCUGAUAUCAGUUCUUCCCAAUCCUGCCACGCAGAUGAGCUGAGGCUUUGUUUAUCUCUGCAUUUCAGUAUUCUGAUCAGCUAAGAGUGAAAACUUUUUUCUUUGUCAUUAACGUGCAGUGGAGCAACGUCACAGCUCUGGCCUUUUGCCACUGUUCUUUUGAUUCUGCCUUUCUAGACAGUGACUAGGCAAAGAAACCACCCAGAAUAUGGAAAUAUGGCUACUGUGCAAGCACCAGAGCCUGUACUGAUAGGAUACUGAAUACUAGAUUCACCUAUGUAUGCAUACGUUGUUACAAGUCAGUUGAUAACAUGAGAAGUGUUGAGGGCGAUACUGACUUAUAGGAGGAUGUGAUACUGCAGCACAAAAGACAAUGAUGCCAAACUUCAUAGCAGAGACUUACUGAGUGCCAAAAAAAGAACUCAUAAUUUUAUAAUGGUGUAUUUUUUUUUAGAUUUUUACAUUAGUGAUAUAAGUAUUUUUAAUAUAAUGUGGUUUAUGUUUUAUACCUUUUUGUGGUAUUUGUGAGUCUGAAUGUUCUAUGAUUGUGUACUUGUGCGUUUGUUUUUUUCAGUCCAUAAUGAAUGUGAAAAAAAAAGUUGUGCAAAUGGCACAAAAUAUGUCUAUGCCCAAGUAGUGCCUGCAGAGAGAAUCGGGACACAAACACUAUGUCCAUCCUUCUCGAUUUCCUAGAUCAUUCCAAUGUACAUCCUUUUUCUGUAUUUUUUUCCUUUGGUGUGGGAAGAAUAAAUUAUAUCCAGGUCACAUUGGCCACUGGUAACUCAGAGAUUUUAGCAAGUAGCCAAAUGGUGACUGGCCAUUUUGUUUGCACUUUGAAGGUUGGCCCUGAUGUGUCUUACUUACUGUUUAAGAUAUCAGGGUACUUCCAGUAAUAGCUUACUAGUCUGUGCUUUCACAGCUCAUCAUAUGCACCCAUCAGUUCGAUUGGUGUAAGUAAUGUGGGGGGUCAACACAUCUAGUUGUUUCCUAAUGGACUUGUUUAACAAGUGUGCCAGACAGCCUCAUUACCCUGGCAGGUAUGUUUUAACUAGUAAAUGAGAAGAAUCACCUUAGACUUGCAGUUAGAAUGAAACCUGACAAAAGAAAUUAAAAUGUGACAAAAGCAAUGAGAAUGUAUAUAGAGAAAAUGUUAUUGGUGCUUUAUUACACCUGGCAUCACAGACAUGAGAAGUAAUGCAGGGGAGUUAAACUCAGAGAAGUUAAGCGCUGCCAAACCAUAGAUGAGGCACAUUAGUAUCUCAAAGUAAGACAUCAGGCAUUGCAGACUUAACUUGAUUCUUUUAUCAGGAAAGCUACAUUAAUGUGUUAACCACAACUUACAGCCAUGAAAAUGCAGAACAAAACCUUUGCAAGAUUGUUUAGAGUGGUUACCUGCUGAAUGAAGGCAAUAGCACUCUCUAUCUCUCCUUCAAAAUGUCUGCUUGGAAUCAUUUUGUAUUGUAAUAAACCAUUCAAGAACA